AUGAGGCUGGUUCUUGUCAAACCCACCAAUGCAACGCGUCGGCUCGAUUCAACAGGAGACGCUUGCAACGACCAAGACCCGGAUCACUGCAACUCUCGAGGGCAGUCCCUACCAGACAAAGCCCCUGAGGUCAUGCAGUAUCGCUACUCUGGAACUGCCCUCCAGCCCCAAACGACAAAACAUGGAUCAGACGUGGCCGGUUUCCAGCCACAAUCAAAGCAGGGCUUCUUGAAGGACUGCCUCUCCACAUUCUCCAAGAAGGGAACUCCUCCUUCUCUACAGUAUACCCACUCCUAUCCUCAGAACUCCCUGGUGUCAUCGUCAUCCCGCAGCAGCCCACGAGUGAAGAAUUCAUUCCCGGCUACUAGCGCCAAAAGCAGUGCUCACUCCUCUUCCAGUAGCCAGCGGUGGCCGGAGAACCAUCAACUAGAGGGAGAAGGGCAACGACAAGGGGAGCAACAUGUACAUCCUCAUACCAAAAAGGUUGGCCAUGUUGGUUCAACGCCUUCCCUGUUCAAGAGCAGUAGCCCACUCCCACCCGACACAGUUGUGACAAGCACUAAAUACAAUGGGGAUGUUGGGAGACCCCUGAGCAGCUUAGGAGCUUCGCCACCCAACCUUUCAGAGCUGGACUCAGCAAGACAAGAGCCCCUCCAGACUCUCCACAGGUCCGUCCUGGAGGAGGUGUUCUCCAAAGGCCUCAGUGAGGACAAUAGUAAGGGCAACAGCGAGGGAGGAGGAGACGCGCCACAGAAGAGGUCUAAGGACAUUGGCUACAGAUUGGGCCAGCGUAGAGCGCUAUUUGGAAAGCGCAAACAGCUGAGCGACUAUGCCUUGAUUUUCGGGAUGUUUGGGAUUGUUGUCAUGGUGACGGAGACGGAACUUUCCUGGGGGGUUUACACGAAGGAAUCAUCAUACUCAUUUGCUCUGAAAUGCCUCGUCAGCCUUUCAACUGCUGUAUUGCUCGGCCUCAUUGUGAUGUACCAUGCACGGGAAAUACAGCUCUUCAUGGUGGACAAUGCAGCUGACGACUGGAGGAUUGCUAUGACAUAUGAGCGGAUCUUCCUGGUUGCGCUGGAGCUGCUGGUCUGUGCCAUCCACCCCAUCCCGGGCCAGUACAUCUUCACCUGGACAGCCCGGCUGGCCUUCACCUACCCACACUCAUUGACCAAUGCCGACGUGGACCUCGUCCUCUCCAUCCCCAUGUUCCUCAGGCUCUACCUAAUCGGUCGCGUCAUGCUGCUGCACAGCAAGCUUUUCACGGACGCCUCGUCGCGCAGCAUCGGCGCCCUCAACAAGAUCAACUUCAACACGCGGUUCGUCAUGAAGACCCUCAUGACCAUCUGCCCCGGCACGGUGCUGCUGGUCUUCAGCGUCUCUUGUUGGAUCAUCGCAGCGUGGACGGUGCGUGUAUGUGAGAGGUAUCAUGACACACAGGAAGUGACUAAUAACUUCCUUGGGGCAAUGUGGCUCAUCUCUAUCACCUUUCUCUCCAUUGGUUAUGGAGACAUGGUCCCUCACACUUACUGUGGAAAGGGUGUGUGUCUGCUGACUGGAAUCAUGGGGGCUGGCUGCACUGCCCUGGUGGUUGCUGUAGUUGCCAGGAAGUCCGAGUUGACCAGAGCUGAGAAGCAUGUUCACAACUUUAUGAUGGACACUCAGCUCUAUAAACGAGUGAAAAACACAGCUGCCAAUGUACUCAGAGAGACAUGGCUUAUCUACAAACACACCAAGUUAGUCAAGAAGAUCGAUCACGCCAGGGUACGCAAACAUCAGCGCAAAUUUCUGCAAGCCAUUCACCAACUGCGCAGAGUCAAACUGGAACAGAUGAAACUCACCGACCAGGCUAACACACUUGUGGAUCUAGCCAAGACUCAGAACAUGAUGUACGACCUGGUGUCUGACCUGCAGCUGCGCAGCGAGGAGCUGGAUAGGAGGAUUGGUAGUUUGGAUGACAAACUGGACUCCAUCCUAGUCAAUCUGCAGGCCCUACCCAGCCUGCUCUCCCAAGCGGUCACACAGCAGCACAAGGACUUCCUGGAUGGCUUGGCCCACCGUGUACGGAAAGCCUCGUCGGAAUCAGAGCUUCUCUGGGUUCCAGCUAGGUGCCAACGGUCCCUUUCCACUGCACCACAGACCAUACCUUACAGCUGA
Molecule: messenger RNA, 2154 nt
Organism: Oncorhynchus gorbuscha (pink salmon)
Lineage: Eukaryota; Metazoa; Chordata; Actinopteri; Salmoniformes; Salmonidae
Product: small conductance calcium-activated potassium channel protein 1-like
Exons: 10
Coding region: 1-2154 (717 amino acids)
Biological process (GO): potassium ion transmembrane transport
Cellular component (GO): neuronal cell body; plasma membrane; neuron projection
Molecular function (GO): small conductance calcium-activated potassium channel activity; calmodulin binding
Source: RefSeq, a predicted model, not a curated record